This is a messenger RNA of Rhizoctonia solani, 1311 nucleotides long. RefSeq names its product ubiquitin-conjugating enzyme E1. Lineage: Eukaryota; Fungi; Basidiomycota; Agaricomycetes; Cantharellales; Ceratobasidiaceae. Gene Ontology annotation, molecular function: NEDD8 activating enzyme activity. Gene Ontology annotation, cellular component: cytoplasm; nucleus. The transcript is spliced from 8 exons. The record is from RefSeq and is a predicted model, not a curated record. The coding region runs from base 1 to 1311 and encodes 436 amino acids. Gene Ontology annotation, biological process: protein neddylation.
AUGUCAACAGCGGCGCUAGACUCAAACUCACAAUGGGAUGGGAGAUGGAGCCACGUAGAUCAGCUGUUAGAUCGCCCCGGGCCUAGGACAGAUGAGGCAUUUGCCCCCGACGCGGCAAAAGAAUUCUUGCGAGACAAAUGCAAGGUACUGGUAAUCGGUGCUGGUGGGCUCGGCUGCGAAAUUCUUCCCAAUCUCGCGUUGCUGGGUUUCAAGGACAUCCACGUAAUUGACAUGGAUACGAUUGAUGUCAGCAAUCUAAAUAGGCAGUUCUUAUUUCGUCCCAAGGAUGUCGGAAGACCGAAGGCUGUGGUAGCAGCAGAAUAUGUGAUGAACCGAGUUCCUGGGGUCAAUGUCACUCCGUACUACGGAAAGAUUCAAGAUAAGGAUGAUGACUAUUACAUGCAAUUCACACUCGUAAUAUGUGGCUUGGAUUCUGUGGAAGCUCGAAGGUGGAUCAAUGCGACGCUGGUUAACCUUGUGGACAAUGAUAAUCCAGAAAGCUUGAAGCCUUUGAUUGAUGGUGGGACUGAAGGGUUCAAGGGCCAGGCCCGAGUUAUUUUUCCAACGGUCACCUCCUGCUAUGAGUGUUCCCUAGACAUGCUAAACAAGCCAACAGCAUUCCCUAUUUGCACGAUUGCCAAUACACCUCGGCUCCCAGAGCACUGUAUCGAGUGGGCUAGUGUUCUUGAGUGGCCUCGAGUCCAUGGAGACAAGAAGAUGGAUAGUGACGAUCCAGAACACAUUGGGUGGCUAUAUCAAACAGCAUCCGCUCGUGCUAAAGAGUUCAAAAUUGAUGGUGUGACAUGGUCAUUAACGCAAGGUGUGGUCAAAAACAUCAUUCCAGCCAUUGCGUCCACAAACGCCAUAAUUGCCGAUGUAGUAACCAUCGGGGAAGCAUCGUGUUGUAACGAAGCGUUGAAGAUCGUGACGAGCUGUGCCCCGUAUUUGAACAAUUAUUUCAUGAUGAUAGGAACGGAAGGUGUAUAUUCCUACACGUUUGAGCACGAACAACGGAAGGAUUGUCCCGUAUGUGGCGGAGAGGUUCUGGAUGUGGCGGUCAGCAGCGAGUGGACCGUAGAACGUUUUAUUGAAUGGCUUCAAGAAAAGCAGGAUGUCCAAAUCAAGAAACCGAGCUUAUCAUCGGGCGGUAAGAACAUUUAUCUCCAGGCUCCUCCACAGUUGGAGCAAGCGACCCGUCCCAACCUCGAGAAGAAAUUGUCAGAAUUGGUGUCCAAUGGUGGCGAUAUAACUGUGACUGCGACAACCCUUCCUUUCAACCUAACUCUCAGGGUCAACUAUACUAGCUCAUAA